Messenger RNA from Zootermopsis nevadensis, 1763 nucleotides. It is a transcript of the gene mms4, whose product is annotated as Methyl methanesulfonate sensitivity 4. Gene Ontology annotation, cellular component: Holliday junction resolvase complex; nucleus. Gene Ontology annotation, biological process: replication fork processing; double-strand break repair; resolution of meiotic recombination intermediates. Gene Ontology annotation, molecular function: crossover junction DNA endonuclease activity. The record is from RefSeq and is a predicted model, not a curated record. NCBI's taxonomy places the organism in Eukaryota, Metazoa, Arthropoda, Insecta, Blattodea, Termopsidae.
UCGGCCCUAAGAGGACUACAGAAGUGAAUGCUGGCUACUUUGUGAUCUGUGACGUAAACGACUUCUGAAGCCAGUACUAGUAGUACAUUUUUGCUUGAUGUAAUUUGUGGAAAUUCAAAUGUCUUUAUUUUGUAGGGUGUAUCCGGAAGUCUAAAAUUCCUCAAGAUUUUAACUACCUAUGAGUCUCCUUAAUGGAUAUCCAGAUGGAAGAUCAUCUUCUACCAAUUUCCAAUGACUUGAACCAGAAAGAAGCCACAAAAGGAACGUAUCAAUUUUCUUCUGUUGGCAAUGUUCAGAUUGAGGAUUAUUCAAAGAAGAGGCAAGGAAAACAAAAAGCAAAGGAUGUUGAAACUGAUGCAGUGAAAAAGAGAAAGAGAACUGAAAGAAUGCAGAAUAGAGCAAUGAUAAAGACUGAGCAAGCUGAAAAGAAAGCUGUGGAGAUGGCACACCAUUCCAAAAAGCCUGGGGAGUGUUUGAAGUAUAUACAAGUGUGUCUAGAUAAACAGUUGCUGACCACAGAACAUGGAGGAGAGAUAUUAACAUCAUUACAGUCAGCACAUAUGCAGUACAACAUACAAUCUAACCUGGUGCCAUUCUCUGUCUUCUGGACCAGAGAGGUUCAAGAAUAUUGUGUAGGAGAUGACAUGAAGGUGCAAGUACAGAGGAGAAAGGAGAAGGAGGAGAACGAAAUGUUGAUAAUUUGGCACUGGGGCGAAGUGAUAAGGCUGAUUCAUGCUGAAGAUCUUACAAACCACAUACAAUCCUUGCAACUUACUCAGCCUGGCAAAAGGGUCACACUAGUGAUAUAUGGUGCAGAGGAAUAUUUCAGGCACCAGAAGACUUUCAAGAGACAAGCACAAAUUCAAGGAAAAGUACGAAAAGUGAAGACCAGUAAGAAGGAAGCAAAUUUUGUAAGCAUUCCAAUAGUGUCUGAAGAUGAAUGGGAGAGUGCAUUGGUACAUCUUCAACUGUUUGCUGACUGUUCACACAGACUAGUUGAAACACCUCAGGAUCUUGGGACUCUCAUCAGGCAGUUCUCCAAGGCUGUGGCAGAAGCUCCUUUCAAGCGUGAGAAACAUAAACAAGAACAAGAAGAGCUGGAGUGGUAUGCAGCUGGAGAAUCUCGUGACUGUGUUCGAGUAGAUAAGAAUGGAAAUGGCCUCCCUAGACUGUGGCAGCAGCAGUUGUGUCAGUUUGAUAGGGUUGGCAUGGACACAGCACAGGCAAUCACAUCAAUUUACAGAUCACCUUGUGCUCUAAUAGAGGCAUAUGAGAAAUGUUCAAGUGAGCACGAAGGAGAACACAUGUUGGAAGAUAUCUUGAUACGGCCUGAAGUGGGACCAUUAACCACAUCAAAGAAGGUUGGACCAGACAUAAGUAAGAAAAUGUAUAAAUUCUUCACUGCAACUGAUGGGAAUACAAUAUUGUCUUAGGAUUGACACACAAACUACUUACCUGACAUUUUAAAAGUGAAUGUUUCUAUGAAGCAUACAUGGCAAAUACUGUUACAAUCCUGAUUCUGUAUGUAUACUGUUAUACUUAUAUGCCGUUAUUAACUCUAGAUUUUCAAUUCAUAUGUUCUCUUAUAAAUGUCAUAAAACAGGAUGGGUGAGGAUCUUUAAUAUAAAAUCCUGUCAAAUUCAGUCUAGUUGUUCUUGAACUAUGAGAUGACAGCAUAACAAUUCCUUUCAUUUAAUUAUCUUGAAAUGUACUAGGCUUAAGGAAAUAGUGUGUUAGGAAUAAAAUGUGUUUCAUUUCUUGGC